AUGGACACUGAAUCUCCCGCGGAUCGCCUCUCUGUCUACCUCAAGACACGACCGCACAAAGAGACGGACCAAGAAGCAGAGCGACAGACAGACAGACGCUUGGCUAGAGUGGUAGAACGUAGUAGUAGUAGUAGUAGUAGUAGUAGUAGUAGUAGUAGUAGUGGUAGUAGUAGUAGUAGUAGUAGUAGUAGUAGUAGUAGUAGUGGUAGUAGUAGUAGUAGUAGUAGUAGUAGUAAUAGUAGUAGUAGUAGUGGUAGUAGUAGUAGUAGUAGUAGUAGUAGUAGUAGUAAUAGUAGUAGUAGUGGUAGUAGUAGUAGUAAGAGUGUUGGUAUUAUUAACAGUAGUAGUAGUAGUAGUAGUAGUAGUAGUAGUAGUGGUAGUAGUAGUAGUAAGAGUGGUGGUAUUAUUAACAGUAGUAGUAGUAGUAGUAGUAGUAGUAGUAGUAGUAGUAGUAGUAAUAGUAGUAGUAGUAAUAGUAGUAGUAGUAGUAGUAGUAGUAGUAGUAGUAGUAGUAGUGGUAGUAGUAGUAGUAAGAGUGGUGGUAUUAUUAACAGUAGUAGUAGUAGUAGUAGUAGUAGUAGUAGUAGUAGUAGUAGUAAUAGUAGUAGUAGUAAUAGUAGUAGUAGUAGUAGUAGUAGUAGUAGUAGUAGUAGUAGUGGUAGUAGUAGUAGUAAGAGUGGUGGUAUUAUUAACAGUAGUAGUAGUAGUAGUAGUAGUAGUAGUAGUAGUAAUAGUAGUAGUAGUAAUAGUAGUAGUAGUAGUAGUAGUAGUAGUAGUAGUAGUAGUAGUGGUAGUAGUAGUAGUAAGAGUGGUGGUAUUAUUAACAGUAGUAGUAGUAGUAGUGGUAGUAGUAGUAGUAGUAGUAGUAGUAGUAGUAGUGGUAGUAGUAGUAGUAAGAGUGGUGGUAUUAUUAACAGUAGUAGUAGUAGUAGUAGUAGUAGUAGUAGUAGUAGUAGUAGUAGUAAUAGUAGUAGUAGUAAUAGUAGUAGUAGUAGUAGUAGUAGUAGUAGUAGUAGUAGUAGUGGUAGUAGUAGUAUUGACCCCACCCAGAAAAAGCCGGCGUUGACCUCGGACCGGAAGAGCAGGUGGGGAAUUGUGGGCAUGAGACUCAAUUGUAAGCGGUGGCAGACGACACAGCGACAAUGGAGAGGGAGACACGCGCUGAUGACAAGGGCUGGACGAGCAGACGACCGUGAUGUAGACACAGACGACAGAUGGGGGAUACGCUGGAAUGAAUACCACCACACUGAAGAGCCGACCUAG
Molecule: messenger RNA, 1263 nt
Organism: Haliotis rufescens (red abalone)
Lineage: Eukaryota; Metazoa; Mollusca; Gastropoda; Lepetellida; Haliotidae
Exons: 4
Coding region: 1-1263 (420 amino acids)
Source: RefSeq, a predicted model, not a curated record